CAUUAUGUGAACUACGGAAUCUCAAAGUGCUACAUUUAGGUUGGAACAGUCUGGACGAUGGAGGCCUUCCAAGGUGUCUUGCACGUGGCCUUCCAUUUUUGAGAGAGAUUUCCCUACAGGGCAAUGCUCUCAACUUAUCAUCUCCUCUUUUAUCAGCAAUAUGUGGAUUAAGGAAUCUUCGUGUGUUAGAUCUAAGCUAUACUGUUCUAAGUAAUGGAAGUUUUCCACCUUGCAUGUUGAGUACAUUCUCGUCAUUGGAAGAGCUCUACUUAUGGAACUUUACCCUUGAACAAUCAUCUUCUAAUGUCCUAACAGCAUUACAAGGAGCAAGAAAUCUUCAAUACUUGGAUCUAAGUUAUAACAAUCUCAGCGAUGGAAGUAUGAGAGUAUUAUGUGAAGUAAGGAAUCUUCGGACAUUGGAUUUAAGUUAUAGCAAUCUCAAUGUGGAACAUAUACCACAUUGUCUACAACAAAACCAUUCUUCUUUGGAAAAACUUACCCUACAAGGCACCUUUACCACCAAAGACUCGGAUGCUCUCCUAAAAGGAUUAAUAUGUAGAUGGAAGAAAUUUAAACAGUUGGAUCUAAGUAUGAAUGAUCUCAAUGAUGAAAGAUUACCCUCUUGCCUAUUGCAUAACAACCCUGUGCUCGAAGGGCUUGAUCUGUCAUCGAAUAAUUUAAAAGGUUCACUUGGAUUCUCAACAGGACUUUGUAAACUAAGGAAGUUACGGUACCUGAAUCUUGGAAGCAAUUCAAUUGACAAUAUCAAUUGGACAUGUUUGAGCAGCCAAUUGAAUUCUUUGCAGAGCCUUGAUCUUUCCGGUAAUAAGUUGGAAGGAGUGGUCUUCUUCUCUAUGUUUGCAAAUCUUUCAAAACUUGAAGAGAUUAACCUUUCAAACAAUAGAGAGUUAAAAGUUGAAACCGAGUCCCCAACUUGGGUUCCAUCUUUCCAACUAAACUCCUUACUCUUGGAAAAUUGUAAAAUCAGGAACAUUCCCCACUUCAUUUCCAACCAAUACAACUUGUCUAUUCUAUCUUUGUCGUACAACUCUCUUCAAGGAACAAUUCCGUCAUGGUUGUUAUACAAUGUUACUUCACUUUCUAAAUUGUGCCUGAGUGGCAACCACUUUCAUGGCCCAUUUCCUCUGCCCAUAAAAAACAGAACAUCAACACUCAAAUUUCUCGACAUCUCCGACAACAAUUUUGAGGGACAACUUCUUGGAAACAUUGAUGUGAUUUUCCCAAAAUUACUCUUCUUUAACAUGUCCACAAACAAACUUCAAGGCUGCAUCCCUCCGUCAUUAGCCAAUAUAAUUGAACUAGUGAUGUUAGACUUAUCAAAUAAUUACUUUGUAGGCGAAAUACCUUGUAGAUUAACUCAAAAUAAUUAUUUCUUGUUUCUUUUAAACUUAUCAAAUAACAAUUUACAUGCAAUAGGAAGCGUUUCCAACAUGACAAAUCUACAACAGUUAAGGCUUGAUGGCAAUCGCUUCACAACACUCUUCCCAAUUAUUCCAUCAACCCUUCCUUCACUCGAGCUUCUAGACAUAAGUAGGAAUUCCAUAUCCGGCUACAUCCAAGAUUGGCUGCCUGCUUUUCCACAAUUGGUCGCACUCCUUAUGAGAGGAAAUCAUUUAGUUGGUUACAUUCCAACAUCAUUGUGUCAGAUGAAGCAAUUACGGUUUUUGGAUCUUUCAAAUAAUCACCUGUCUGGAAGCAUACCUUCUUGCCUCGACAACAUCACCUCAUUGAUGGAAAAGUCACAAUUAUCACUUAAUACAGAUAUAUUUUUUGUCAACUACAUGGAUUUAAAACUCAAAGUAAAUUUUGCCACAAAGAGAAACAUGUACUCAUAUGAGGGUCUUCCUCUUGCCCAGAUGACCGGGAUCGAUUUUUCUCUAAACCAAUUAUCUGGUCAUAUUCCAUCUCAAAUGGGAAAUCUGAGAGCCCUGCAUUCAUUAAACCUUUCUCACAAUUCUCUAAUGGGCUAUUUUCCAGAAUCCUAUCAAGGGUUGGAAAAGUUGGAGAGUUUGGAUCUCUCCCACAACAAGUUGGUGGGAAUGAUCCCUCCUCAAAUUGUUCAACUCUAUUUUCUUGAAAUUUUCAGUGUGGCCUUCAAUCAACUCUCAGGAAAGAUCCCAUAUGAGAAGAACUUUGCUUCUUUCACCCAGGAUAGCUACAUUGGUAAUCCGGGACUUUGUGGACCUCCAACUGAAGUCAAUUGUUCAUCACCUCAACCACCCCAUGAUGAAUACAAGGAAGAAGAUGUUGAUGAACAAAGUCUCAUUGACAAUGACUUAUUUUUCUAUUCAUAUGUGGCUAUUUCUUACAUCUUGGGAUUCUGGAUUGUUAUUGCUCCUCUUCUUCUCAGCAAAAAUUGGCGUAGAAAGUACUACAAAGUUGUGGAUGGAUGCAUUGAUUGGUGUAGUGACAGGUUCUUUUGGGUCUUGUUUUAUAUCAAAAACUAUUGCUAGUCAAUAUAUUACCACUCAAAUUAAUAAAGCAGUGUAAGGGAAGAAUUGUAUUGUGUAAUAUGUAAGACAAUUAUUCUCUCUCUCUCUC
Messenger RNA from Macadamia integrifolia, 2562 nucleotides. Its product is annotated as receptor-like protein 9b. The transcript has 6 exons. The annotation marks the transcript as partial. Lineage: Eukaryota; Viridiplantae; Streptophyta; Magnoliopsida; Proteales; Proteaceae. The record is from RefSeq and is a predicted model, not a curated record. Gene Ontology annotation, molecular function: protein binding.